Crotalus tigris (Tiger rattlesnake) is the source of this 1186-nucleotide messenger RNA. Its product is annotated as twisted gastrulation protein homolog 1-like. Gene Ontology annotation, biological process: regulation of BMP signaling pathway. The record is from RefSeq and is a predicted model, not a curated record. The transcript is spliced from 5 exons. Lineage: Eukaryota; Metazoa; Chordata; Lepidosauria; Squamata; Viperidae. The coding region runs from base 165 to 812 and encodes 215 amino acids.
CGACUAUCCCCCGCCUUCCCAUCCCGCGCGCGCCCCCCCUUCUCCCCUCCUCUUCCUCCUCCUCCUCCUAGAGAAAACGGGGGGGGGGCGACCCAGCUUCGGCCCUUCCCCCGCCCCGAAAGACGGCCGCCGAGUCUCCGCUUGCCCAGGUACAGCUGGCAGCCAUGGGCUGGUGGCCGAUUCUGCUUUUCGUGGCAGCCACGUGGGCUGUGGGGGUCCAGGCUAAGGGGUGCAAUAAAGCCCUUUGUGCUAGCGAUGUCAGCAAGUGUUUGCUGCAGGAAAUGUGCCAGUGCAAAUCCAACCGUACUCGGUGCUGUCGGGAAUGUGCAUUCUGCCUGGCUAAGCUGUGGGAACCGUGCUGCGAUUGUGUAGGUCUGUGUGAUGAACAUGUCUCGUCCGCUCCCCACCCUGCCCAGCGAAGCUCCAUGCACGACUUGGUGUCUCCGGUACCAUCCCUUUUCCGGGCGCUCCUGGCUCUCUCCAACAAUCACCCUGCUCUAGGCUGGAGCAUCACAACUCUGCCAUUAGACGAGGAACUGCGGCAAAACCAUGUGGACACUGGACAUCUUCUGUUGGGACCACAUACAGACCUGGCAGCCCCAGAUGCUGACAGGAGCCCCAAUGCGACGAUGCCAGCUUGCCAGUCCAUUUACUUCAACGACUGCCUGUCCAUGAGCCGCUGCCGCGCGGCCUGUCAGUCGGUGGGCGCCUGGCGCUACCGCUGGUUUCACAGCGCCUGUUGCCAAUGCUUGGGGCCGGACUGCCAGGGCUAUGGAGGUGCCCACGCCAAUUGUUCCAACUGCCAGGAUUGAGCGGAGAGGCUUUCUUCUUCCUUGGCGCACCCAGCGUUGAAUCGCCUACACUUUUCUACACGGCUCCUUGCAAACCGCAUGCAACUUUUAUCGCUUUCUCUUCCACGCCCAAAUAUUUUCAGCAGCGAGAACGAGUUUAUGGACUCUUAGACCCCAGCCCAGUCUUUCCCUCUGCAGUUGGGGGGGGGGUCUGUCCUGGGACCUCAUCUUGGACAUUUUUCCUUCCUUUCUUCCCCUCCCACCUCCCAGUUUUUCUGAAAUCAGCGGACAUCAGCCCUGUGCACGAAUCCUCAAAUCCCUCCUUUUAAUGAUAUCUUUGUAGCCUUUUGUAGUAAUAAAAAGAAUGGGGGGAAACAGCCUUGCCUGAAAGUAUU